GAACAAUGUCUCAACAAACCAGAAGUCGAUCACACACAUGACGCUCUUUCGGCAACCUCCGGCAUUAAGACACUCGAGCACAUUCACGGGAACGAACCCACGGAGAGGAAAACACCCGCCGACACACUACCAUAAACGAAGCUACGUCCCAACCGCCGCCAGUUCCACUUUUCGCGGUAAAGCAGGAACUCGCGCCAUUGCCUCACCUACCUCGCUCUGCAGCUAGUCUUCGCGUGCACUCUUAUACGUAUACGGUUCGCAACGAAGAUUCAUAUGCUUCCGACGAACAGUACGCUGUACGCCGGCCAGCCGUAGUUAGCUGGGUCCGGAGCCUAGCGCACGUACAUACAGAGCAAAAGUCCCAAUGGAUAUCAGUCAUAUCAUCGCAAAACGCCCCAAGGAGAGGCGGCGCUAUGGUGACCACGACCGCGGAGAGCAGCAGCUCCCGCAGCCGCUGCUCGAGCUCGACUCGCCGCUCCCCACGCCGCGCCGCUCGUGCGCCUCCGCGGAUCACCCGCGGUGCCGCCGCGACGCCUCGCCGCUGCGAGUGCGGACGCGGGUGCCGUUUUCCUGGGAGAGCUCACCCGGCGUGCCCAAGAGCAGAGCCGUCGUCGACGUGCUGCACAAGAAUAAGGCGGCGCCGGAGACGACGAUGCCGAUGCCGCCACCGAAGCCGCCGCCCGGGCGCUGCACCUCCUCCAGGAACUGGCGCUACGGCAAUGCGAGCGACUGUGACACCCACACGUCGUCCUUCUUCUCCGUGCACAACAGGACGGUACCCUCCUCGUCCUCCUCGCCCGACCAGCGGGCGAUCGGGUCGGGCUCGUUCGACCGGGUCACGUCCAAGCGCUUCGAGGACAUCUUCCUCGGCCGCGCCUCCAGCUUCGUCAAGGACGAGCGGUGCCACUCCCGCCACGCGCUCUCGGACGCGUCAUCCUCCUCCGGCAGAUCAACGCACCACCCGAAACAAUGGCGCCGACGCCACGACUCCACCGGCGACGACGACGACGGGGAGCCGCCGCCAAACACCGACCCCGCCGUGCAGGAGCAGAUCGUGCCGCGCAUCAAAGUCCGGCCGCGCGUCGAGCAGAUGUCCCCGAGAGCCUGCGGGCUCAUGGUGUUCUUCCCCUGGAGCGCCAAGCCGGCGGUCUGCGGCGGGUUCAGGAGCCCGUCGUCGCUGUCGCAGCGCGCGACGCCUCGCUCCUCAGACGCCAGCGAUCGUCCUGUCCCUUCGUCGCGCUCACACAGCCGCAGGAGCACGACGACCCUGCGUGACGCCCUGCAGGAGGAGAACAAAACAGAGGACGACGGCGACAUUGGCCAGGCUGCAGGGCUGCCGCGUGGAGAGAAGAAGAGGAACCGCGAGGAAUGGCAGGGCCGCGGCUGGGGCGUCUCGUCGCUGCUCGGCACCAGCAAGAAGUACUGCACCGAUGCGCGGAAGGCCCUGAGCAAGCUGUCCAUCGGACUGGGCUCCGAGAGCGGCAGCCCGAGAGUUGGCAGGGAGAGGAACGACCGCAAGCUGCAGGAUGUCCCAACAACGCCGGCAAUGACCACGGCCGCCGCGAAGCUGACGAAGAUCAGGACUAGCAGGAAUUAACGUGGAUUGGCGCGUGGUUGCUAUACGGUAGGAGAAGAUGCAACUGAUCUGCCCUCUGACCUCUAGAAUAAAUUAAGUUAUAGAGAGAAUUCCAUAUUUGCCAUUAAGAAUUUGCCCAUAUGUCCAAAUGCCACUGAGAAUUUCCAUGUUCCAAACAUGCCACUCAAAUUUUGCACGGGGUACAAAUAUACCACUACAGUUAGUUGAUCGCUAGUUGGCCGUUAAAUAGAAGAUGAAAAAACAAUUUUGCACCUAUGUAGUAUGUUGAUGUUCCGUUAACAACAAAUUACUCAUUUUAGAAAACUUAACUUUUCAAGGUUUUUAAGAUACCCGUAAUACCAUUUCUGAGUAAGUUUCAGCAAUAAUGAUUUUAGCAUGAAAAAUUGGAAAAUUUCAACAGCACUUCCCUUGAUUUUAAUUAACAUCACAAAAGUCAUAAGUAAUAGAUUCAGCAAAUUAAUAGCUAAAACUCAUCAUAAUUUGUAGAGAGAGAGAGGGGGAGAGAAAGACCGAGAGGGUGUUUUAGUUUUCUUGUUUCUUUUUGUUUUUUUCUGACCUGUGGACAGGGGUAUUUCGGUCAAUAUAAAAUUGACUUAACGGUCAACUAACGGCAGUGGCAUAUUUGUACCCUAUGUAAAAUUUGAGUGGCAUAUUUGGAACAGGUAAAUUGUCAGUGGCAUUGGGCAUAUGAGCAAAUUCUCAGUGACAAAUAUGAAAUUCUCUCUAAGUUAUAAAUGCUUAGUAACAGAGCUAGAGACCUCAAUCGAUUUUAAUACGAUGGUACAGACUUAAGAUCCA
Brachypodium distachyon (stiff brome) is the source of this 2395-nucleotide messenger RNA. RefSeq lists its product as uncharacterized. The record is from RefSeq and is a predicted model, not a curated record. NCBI's taxonomy places the organism in Eukaryota, Viridiplantae, Streptophyta, Magnoliopsida, Poales, Poaceae. The coding region runs from base 365 to 1597 and encodes 410 amino acids. The transcript has a single exon.